CUCUGUACCAUGAUGCCCAGGCUGCUCGCCUUGCUGCUGCUUCUGGCCUGGCCCCCCUCCUCGCAGCCGGCUCCCCCGACCUGCUACUCCAGGAUGCUGAGCCUGAGCCGGGAGGUCACUGGUGACUUCCAGAGCCUGCAGGCCGUGAAGCCCUCGGAGCUGUGUGUGAGAUACCUGCCCACGCUCUACCUGGAUAUACACAAUUACUGUGUGUUGGCCAAGCUGCGGGACUUCGUGGCAUCAUCCCAGUGCUGGAAGGUGGCCCAGGUGGAUGCCUUGAAGGACAAAGUGCGGAAACUGUACACCAUCAUGAACUCGUUCUGCAGGAGAGAUUUGGUUUUCCUCUCGGAUGACUGCAAUGCAUUGGAAUACCCAAUCCCAGUGACCACGGUCCUGCCAGACGGUCAGAAAUAGGGCAGUCCUGACCAGAGAGAGAGAGAGCCCAAGGGGACCACAGUUACAUCAGCUGCCCAGACACCACGGGCUAAAGCCACGCCCCCCACCAGGCCUCCCUGUUACUAUAGCAUCAGAAGCUGUCAGGUUUCUCCACCUUCUGGAAAACAGGGAUUCUGCUCCUCUCCCAGAACCUACUUUGAAAACAAUUAGGAGCUUUGCUUUCAUUUCCCCCUGGUUUUGCCUUGCCAGGAUGGUUAGAUACACAAGGAUGUUUAUUGGAUCCCUGAGAAGAAAAGGCCAAACCCGCAUCUCUUGUAUGAAUGUCUAGCCUGAGAACAAGCAAAACAGUAGGUUUUUAUUAGCGCUUUAACGGAGUACUGGUAACAUUUUUCUUUCUUGAUAGGAAUCUGCUUACAUUUAGCCAGGCUUCUAUUUCAUACCCUCUCCCACCACAAACUUUCCUUGUAGUUAACUUUCAUUAUUAAAGAAAUUUCACUGCCAGAUAA
Zalophus californianus (California sea lion) is the source of this 902-nucleotide messenger RNA. RefSeq names its product cytokine like 1 (gene CYTL1). The transcript has 4 exons. Lineage: Eukaryota; Metazoa; Chordata; Mammalia; Carnivora; Otariidae. Bases 10 to 414 code for a protein of 134 amino acids. The record is from RefSeq and is a predicted model, not a curated record. Gene Ontology annotation, biological process: positive regulation of transcription by RNA polymerase II.